AUGGGUUUUGCAGCUCACAGGUGUUCUCCCAAGUGGGUGCAAAUUAGCACACGCCAAGAGAACCAUAGGGCGUGGCCUGCGCCUUCCCCCCCCCCUCCCCUCCCUUCCUCACCGGCGGCAGCAUCGGCGGGUGCGUGCGGGGCGGCAGGAGCAGCGCGGCGGCCGCUUUCCCGCCGCCAUGGCCGGAAGCACCGGGGCGGCGGGGGCCGUUGCAUCGUGAUUGGAGACGAUGAACAAGGUUACGACCUGGAUUUGUUCUGCAUCCCCAAACAUUACGCGGAUGAUUUGGAAAAAGUUUACAUUCCUCACGGACUCAUUAUGGACAGGACGGAGAGGUUAGCCCGGGAAAUUAUGAAAGGCAUGGGGGGCCACCACAUUGUUGCUCUCUGCGUGCUGAAGGGGGGCUACAAAUUUUUUGCCGAUUUACUGGAUUAUAUUAAAGCCCUGAAUCGGAACAGCGACAAGUCCAUUCCGAUGACCGUCGACUUCAUCCGCCUGAAGAGCUACUGUAACGACCAGUCAACCGGCGAUAUAAAAGUAAUUGGUGGGGAUGACUUAUCAACCUUGACUGGGAAGAAUGUCUUGAUUGUAGAAGAUAUCAUCGACACUGGGAAGACCAUGCAGACCCUCCUGUCCUUGCUCCAGCAGUACAAUCCAAAGAUGGUCAAAGUAGCAAGCUUGUUGGUGAAAAGGACACCCCGAAGCGUAGGAUACCGACCUGAUUUUGUUGGUUUUGAAGUGCCGGACAAGUUUGUGGUUGGAUAUGCUCUAGAUUAUAAUGAAUACUUCAGAGAUUUGAAUCACAUCUGCGUGAUCAGCGAGACCGGGAAACAGAAAUACAAGGCGUGAUCCCGGUUUCAUCCAACAGCAGCGAGACGUGAACCUGAGCUCCAGCCUCUCUCUGCCUUUCGGCCCAAAGACCAGCUUCGGAUUGUGGAGUGAUUCUCUCUCUCUCUCUCUCUCUCUCUCUCUCUCUCUCUCUCUCUCUCUCUCUCUCGUCAUAAUCGCUUGCUAUAACUUAUUGCAUGUACAGCAUGGGAAACUCAUCUUCUUCAUUUACAUUUGGGAAGUCGAAGGAAGUUUCCGCUUUCCCUUUUUUUAAAUUUGCACUAUGCAUCUCCUCUUCCUCCUCGCCCCUCCCUUAAGAAAAACAAAUUUCUCUCUCCCCCUCCCUCCCUCCCUCUCCCACCCACCCCUUUUAGAAAACCUCCUCCGCUCAUGAAAUAGUUAUAAGUACUGUAAAUGUAUAAGGCAUUUUAAGAUGGGAAAUCUAUAUUAGUAAUAUUUUUUAAAAAAACAAGUAAUUUAAGUUUUAUAUUGUAAUGGAAUGUAAUUGAGAUUUUUGGGGAGGGUGGGGGUGAUACCAGGUUGCUGCUCCAGGGGUGGGGGAUGGGAAAGAGGCACAUGAAGCACCUUUGGAUGGCCUUGGUGUCCUUGAAAGGCGCAUCGAUGCUCUUCUGCUAAGCUGCUUCUUGGAGUUGCUUUAGUUGCCUCUUGCAGGAUUAAAAGGAAAGAGUCUAUUUGGGUCGGGUGUUGGGGGGAAAUGCAAUGCAACAACGUCAACAAAAGUUCAGGAUUUGAGGGCAACCGUUGUCCGUUGGCAUCCGUUGGCUAAAGGCUGAUCCAAGGAAAAGCGACUUCCAGCCAGCUGGCCACACACAAGUUCCCCACACAAGCUUGUGUCUCGCUUGUUCUUCCUCCAUCAGCUGAGUUGCGUUGCCUUUCGCAUCCGACCCAUCGUCUUUGUAUUUUGUGCCAGUGGGGAAAAAAAACCCAAACAUGAUUGUAACGCUGACCCUUUGAGGUGCACAAAGCGGAUGUACUUUAAUAAAUAAAUGCUGUUUCUCCAAAGAGGCUGCCCAGGCAGCUGUGAGCUGGCUCCACCAUAUACUUAAAGCAAUCACCAGCUUUUGUGCCCUUUUUUUUUCUUCCUUGCCUCAGUUUCCCCAUCCUCAUCCCCGGGCAAUGAUUUCAGGGAAGAAUUCUGGCCUGUUUGGGCGGGGGUGGGGCAUGAGCAAUGAUUGGUCCCUUUGGGAAAACGCUGUUGGCGUCUGAGAAACCCACCUAGCAGACGGAGGAGCCCUUGUGUUCAUCACAGUUCCUGUUCGUUCCUAAGUUGUGCCUGCCUCUUCACAACCCCAUAGACCACCGCCUGCCAAUCCCUUCUCCUCCCCCUCCCAUAUCUCCCAUAGUUUUGCCCAAAUUCAUGUUUGUUGCACCCAUGACACACUAACCUCUGCCGUCCCCACCUUCUUUUAGUCUUUAAUCUUUCCCAACAUUGGGGUCUUUUCCAAUGAGUCCUCUUCUCUCUUGACUUCCAUAUGUGUGUUUCAGGGUCUUCUACAUUUUAGAGGUCUUGUCACAAGACUAAUUCCGAUGCCCCUAAAAAAUUACAAGUGCCUAAAAAUUUUAGGGGCCAUUUUUGCCCUUCCAUUCAGUCCUUCAGAAA
Ahaetulla prasina is the source of this 2449-nucleotide messenger RNA. RefSeq names its product hypoxanthine phosphoribosyltransferase 1 (gene HPRT1). Lineage: Eukaryota; Metazoa; Chordata; Lepidosauria; Squamata; Colubridae. The record is from RefSeq and is a predicted model, not a curated record. Gene Ontology annotation, biological process: guanine salvage; purine ribonucleoside salvage; GMP salvage. The coding region runs from base 1 to 849 and encodes 282 amino acids. Gene Ontology annotation, molecular function: magnesium ion binding; hypoxanthine phosphoribosyltransferase activity. The transcript has 10 exons.